CGUCGCGCGCGCGCACACACGCACACAAACACCGUCCGCGGAUUCGCACCGCGAUAGUUGUACCGACCGACCGCCGAGAAUUCCGUCGCUGACUGUCGUCGCACACGACUUGGUCGAUCUUGGUAUUUAAAUCAUAAAGUUAGUGCAUCAUUUGCAUAUUGUUGACGAAUGCACCGUUGUGGCUGCGACGCGCGAUUUAUUGAAUUCUUUUCGUUUUGAAAAUUGUUUCGUAUUUUGUUUUGUGUGUGUGUGUGCUUUUUUAUUGUUCAAUAUCAGAUAUAUUAUGAUCAUGUACUGCCGCCGACGGGUGUCGUCCUUAUCGUGGUCGUCGUGGUCGUCAACGCCACAGCCUUGUUCCGAUCGCUCCGCAGUUGCCGCUUCCGGUCAUUGAUAAUAGCAUAUAAUACAUAUUAAAUUAUAAUACAAUAAAUACCUGUAACACGAGAAACCUAUGUGUGAUGAGCGUAAAACACAUACGCACAUGUAUAGACCACCACAUUUAGUACUCCACUGAAGCCGGAAUAUCAUCACACAUAACAUAAUAUUAUAUCGCCGCCCUUAGUGGACCGGAUGUGAAUACUCAUUCAAAAUUGGCCGCGUCAAGCAGAACCCCGUCCGUGUAGCAGCCACUGGCGAGACCAACUCGUUGGACUCGCACAAGGAUAUGCUGAAUAGUGAACCGUCAUCUGAGUUGGACAAACAACAGCGCAACGCACAGACAGAACAAGUUAAGAUGGCCGCCACCGAAGCCGGAAGCCCAAGACGACUUGGUCUCAAUCUCAACCUGAGCGUACAACCUCACGCGGCUGCAUAUCACUGGCCACACUCGACAGUGGCCGAAGACACUUCACCGUCCCGGUCCAAAGGCUGCACGGACGACGAUGAUGACGACGACGAAGAUGAUCGCGACAUUGAUGAUCGCGAUAUGGACGACGAUGACAUAAUGGACUGCCGGCAGGAUGAAGAUUGUUCACCCGAAGACGAGCAAGAUAUUUUGGAAAUGCAGCGCGAGGAACGUGAAACUCUCAAUCAGCUCGCCAGACAAUUGGCGUCCGGUUCGCGACUGAUAACUCCCAUGCUUCAACAUCUUGUGUACCAACACCCAGGACUAUCCGUACAACCGUCGCAGAUGCACCAGCAGCAACUGCAACUGCAGCUACAGCAGCCGUCCGCCGUGGCCGUGUCCUUGACGACGGACGCUCUGAGCAGACACACGACGGCGGCCGCUGCUGACCUGUCGCCUAAGUCCAGCCACUCAGGUGACGUGCCGAUGUCCGGCGGUCGUUCUGCAGACGUUCAGUCGCCGUCCGCGGCCCGGAAUAAUGAGGCACAGUCAUGGACGUUUGAAGAACAGUUUCGACAGUUGUACUCGGCGGGCAAUGAAUCCGACAGACGGACCUUUCUAGACUCGCUGUUCAGUUUUAUGCAAGAACAAGGAACUCCAAUUAGUCGUCUACCCAUCAUGGCCAAACGUGUGUUGGAUUUGUACACCCUGUAUAAGUUGGUCGUGCAGAGAGGAGGCAUCGUAGCGGUCAUCACCAAAAAGUUGUGGCAAGAAAUCAUCCGAGGCUUGGGACUACCUCCUUCAAUAACGAGUGCCGCGUUCACAUUACGCACACAAUACGUCAAAUACUUGUACGCGUACGAGUCGCGGAUGAACCAGUUCAGUACCUUGGACGAACUGAAUAUGGCGAUAGCGGGAAACCGGCGAGAGGGCCGACGGAACAAGUCGCUCAUGUAUUCGGACAUGCCACCGCCACCACCCGGCCACCCUCACCACCAUCACCACAGCCAUCACCAACAAGUUCACGGUGGUCACCCGCACUCGAUGAUGGGCGGGGGUGCUUCACAGCAGCCGUCGUCGCAACAACAGCAACAACAGCAACAACAACAACAUCAGCAACAGCAACAGCCACCGUCGUCCCAUCACCAUCACCACUACGCCAACGUGCUGGCCGCUGAGGAUCGGUUUCGGCACCUGGCCGCCGCCAUUAUCGACAACCACCAUCACGCGGCCGCAGCUGCAGCAGCCGCCGCGGCCGGUGUAGGUGUCGACCACCCAAGGCUGCGGAUGCAAUCGUGCAGUCCACCGCAGCAUCAGCAACAGCAAUUGCAAUUGCAGCCGGAAUGCAAGACGUCCGCGGUCGCGUUGCACCAGACUCCCCGAUCACCAGCCACCGCUGGACUUCCACCGCCGCCACCCAUGCCACCAUCGUCACUAUUCAACGGCCACCAGCCACCGUCGUACCAACACCUCCAUCAACAGCAGCAACAGCAACAUCAGUCCAACGCUGUCCAGUCCACCAACGAUCAGACAAACAAACAAAGAGAGCUCCUCAGCAUGCUAAUGUGGAUGGACAUUGUCAGAGCAAAUCAAACGGCAAUGCCGAGACUACCCAUUUCGAGUUUGCCGUCCAGUCCGUCAGCAGCUGCAGCGGCGGCGGCGGCUGCUUAUACGGCGGCAGCGGCGCUUAACCUCGCGCCCACGUACAAGGGACAACCGAUGUCGGUGGCUGUCGUACCAGAACAGAGCGAAGCUUUGAACUUGGGCAAAAAGAGGACGACGAACAACAACAACAGCGAGGACGAGGACGUAGACGGUGACGGUCCGGACGAGUAUCGUGGCAGACGCGAGUCGGUGUCAUCGGCGGCGAAGCGCAUCAAAACGGAACGGUCUUCGCCGCCCAUCAGUGGCUGUUCCAGCGAUGAGGAAAAGGCCGCUGGAAAGGUGACGACCAACGGAAGUCCGUCGCCGACCCAACCUUCAGCCGUCGACGACGCCGAAUACCGAUCCGACACGAGGCGUAGCUCGUCACCGAUCGACGAGGACGUGGUCGAGAUGGACAUCAACACGUCGGCUUCGGCUGGUCCGUCAAGUAACAAUGGCUUGUCGAUUUCCGUGACGCGCAGAACAAAAAACGGCGUAUACAUGGGCCAACUCACCAAAAAUAAUGCAUUGGUCAAUGGAGGAUUAAACAACAACGUGAAUCCAUUCGUUUUGCACCUCAACGGCGAUCUAUACACCGGACAGUUGCAGUUGCAACAGCAGCAGGUGGCCAAUAACUGAAGCACGUGAUUUUUCUCUCUCAACGGCAAUCUGCGAAGUGCUCCCGUGCAAAAAUGAUAAAUUCGUCUGAUUUUAAAAUAUUAUGCCUAUAUAAUAUACGUGUAAUAUAUGUAUCGUGUUAUUCUAGUACGAUUUGGACGUCGAAAUAAAGAUACAUCGUAUCAUGCAUAAUAUACGGGUCAUAUAAUGGUGUAGGUACAGUGUACACUGUACCAUUUGACUCAGAGACGAUAAAUACAUUGUUCUUCUUCGCGAUUAGCUUUCGACUGAUUUUAAAUAUUUUGUUGUUAAUAUGAAGACAGCACAUUGUCAAAAAAUAUCCCGUUGACUAAAUUUAUGUCCAUGGCCGAUUUCAGAUAUUAUAACGUUAUGUCGGAUAGUAACUUUGGUAUCAACACACAUACCUUUUUCUAACAAUAUUGUCAUAUUAUUGUAAAUUGUAAUAUAAUUCGUUUCUAUUUAAUCUUUCGUUCGAAUAAUACUUUUCUCCCGACAUGUUUUGUAUACGUGUUUGAGUUUGAGAAAGUUUGAUAUUUACACAUUGUAUGAUUCAAUAUAUUAUAAAGAAAUUGAAAAAAAAUGUGUAGUAUGGGUGUAUGAUAUAUUAUAGUAGC
Molecule: messenger RNA, 3681 nt
Organism: Myzus persicae (green peach aphid)
Lineage: Eukaryota; Metazoa; Arthropoda; Insecta; Hemiptera; Aphididae
Product: AT-rich interactive domain-containing protein 3A-like
Exons: 10
Coding region: 665-3067 (800 amino acids)
Biological process (GO): regulation of transcription by RNA polymerase II
Cellular component (GO): nucleus
Molecular function (GO): DNA binding
Source: RefSeq, a predicted model, not a curated record